CAAAACACCACUUAUUGUGUGUCUCGAGUAUAUAAACAGGUCCUAGUGAAAAAAAUAUACCAUAUAGAGUGAGUGAUAAAUUUGACAAAUAAAAGACUCGUGAUUGGCCUUGUCUUUUGCUUAUUUGAAUAUAUUUCCAAAGAUGUUUUAUGUGAGAGAUUUUUAAGCAUUUUCUAAGCCGAAUCAGAUUAAGAAUUUGCAAAAGUAGAAAAAAAGCGAAUUCUUAUCUUAUAAAACAUCAAUUUGCUCAUCUGAAUCUUUUGCCAUUCAAGCAUUGCUUCAUUGCUUACUAUAGGCUAUGAUAAGCAGUGAAAGCUGUUUCCUACUGACUGCAAAAAUCAUCUGAAAUUGCAAGUACUCAUUAAAAUCAUAUUAUUUUUAUGAAGGGUGUGAACGACUGGCUUUGUUUAUUGCCCGGAUAACUUAUAUCUUGUAGUAUUUUAUCUCUUUUCAAUUCUGACACUGAACAAAACACAGAUAUUGCCUUGGUACAAAGCAACAGCAAAAAGCUCAUCUUACAUUUACUUAUCACCUUAGUUACGUAUUUUCGUUCAUUCACUUGGUUCUUUUUACCGGCUUUGUCCAAAGAAGCCAAUGUUGCAAUCAUGAGGUGCUUUAUUUCUCAAUUUUCUCCGUGGAGGAAACUCAACUGGUUUCAGAGAAAUGCUACCACGUUUACACCGAAAAACUUAAAGUCUUUAACUCCUUAUGAAGUAAUGGAACUUCCACGAACAUGUACUCCCGCUGACAUCAAGCGAAAAUAUAUUGAAUUGGUUAAGGUACAUCACCCGGACAAGAGUAAGAGCGGUUCCGAAGCCACUGAUUUAAAAGCACACGAUGAGAAAAAUCAGCAAGAAUACUUUCGUCUCCUGGUGGCUGCAAAAUCGUUGCUAACGGACAAACAACGGCGCUAUGAGUAUGAUCGUUUUGGCUUCCAUUGGAAUCAGUCUUCUCCCUCUCAACCGUUUACUAAACCAUCUGCAAAUCCAAGGUACCCUAUGUAUUCUCGUGCCCGUCGCUCUUCUGGUAUGGGAACAUGGGAAGAAUAUUACUACAACUCCUUUGAUUUUGAAAAGAAUCAUAAGGAAAAGGGAGAUUCCAGAAAGAUUGACGACGAGGGUAUGAUGGUAUUUGCAGGUAUUCUUUCUUUUCUUGUAAUCUUUUCGGUAUACUCAAAUUACAGAAAUUCAAAGUACUACCAAAAAGCUCGUGUUGCUGCAAUUGAACAAUCGGAAAACGAUUUUGAUUACUACAGUACUGGAAUGUCUGAUUUAAGUAAGGAUGACCGUAUAUCACGAUUUUUGAUUCUUCGUGAUCAAAAUUUAAAGUCUGACCCUUCAUCCUCUUCUUCGACUUCAAGACUUCCUUUACAUCCUUCUUCACCGGCUACUUCUGUAUCCUCUUCUUCUGAGCGGUCAUUGCCUGCACCUGCUUCCCCUUCCUCUUAAUGCUUUCUUAUUUUUAUGUUUCGUUUACGUUCCCCUUUAUUUAACGUAGCCUAAAUAUUACCACUACGAAUUUUCUUUGCUUCUUUAUUUAAAAAAUCCUUCCUUUAUCCAUCAAGUAAACAAUAAACUGUACAGCUACUGUUUAAACAAAUUUAUUUAUGUUCCAUUAUAGUUCUUGACCUACCCAUUCAAGAAAACAAAAACUCUA
Schizosaccharomyces cryophilus OY26 is the source of this 1656-nucleotide messenger RNA. Its product is annotated as DNAJ domain-containing protein DNAJB family protein. Bases 606 to 1448 code for a protein of 280 amino acids. The transcript has a single exon. Lineage: Eukaryota; Fungi; Ascomycota; Schizosaccharomycetes; Schizosaccharomycetales; Schizosaccharomycetaceae. The record is from RefSeq and is a predicted model, not a curated record.